Messenger RNA from Adineta ricciae, 2610 nucleotides. NCBI's taxonomy places the organism in Eukaryota, Metazoa, Rotifera, Eurotatoria, Adinetida, Adinetidae. The record is from the annotation of a GenBank genome assembly.
AUGACUGAUAAACCUGAUUCGUACUCUGGCUUUAAUGACUACAAUCCUUUGCUAGAUACUGAUAGUCUGAAAUAUGAUAACGAUUUGCAACAAGCAGUACUAAAGACUAGCCAUGGCCGACGAGCUCCACCGACUGGUCAACCUGGUACUGCGGCACAAAAGGGUGGAUUCUUUUCGAAAAUGAAGAAUGUUUUCAGUCGGCAGAAAAAUGCUCCACCACCGGGUACAUCUUCGGGACGAUUGGGAACUGCAUCACGUGCAGCCCAGCAGAACGGUAUGAUGGGUGCGCCGCCCGGCUCUGCAUCUCGCCGUCUUCAAACAGGUGCAGCAGGUCAAAAACGGCCAACAACUGCCGUUCAAGGCGCAGGUUUUAUGGCUAGUGGUUUGAGUGGUGCCACGACCGUAUCGGGACCGACAGUAUUCGAAAAGAAAGAAGAAACGAGUGAAGAUAAAGUGAGAAAAAUGGAGAAGGCAAUUAUUGAUCUCGUCGGAGAAAGUUGUCUAGCUGAUGAGAAGAAUGAUACAAAAUUGGCGUUGGAAAAAGCGGAAGAAGCUAUGCGAAGUGAAAAGAGUCUGACACGUUAUCGUGAAGAGCAGAACCUUGGCGAAGCAGAUAUGAGUCUGGCUGGCUUUACUAUUCUCCAUUGUGCCAAUAUGUACACUAAAUGUGGAAUGAAUUCCGAAGCACUGAAUCAUUAUAAUACGUUGUUAAAAAGCAAACUCCUACCUAUUCCCCAUCGAUUGCGAAUUAAUAUUGGAAAUGUAUAUCUACAUUCGAAACAGUAUGCUAAAGCAUUAAAAAUGUAUCGCAUGGCUCUCGAUCAAAUCCCCGAACAAAAUGCUGAUUUGAAGUUUAAAAUUCGUGAGAAUAUAGCGGCGACACAUAUUCUCAUGGGUCAAUAUGCUGAAGCCGCUCAGGCAUAUGAAUCGAUUAUGCAAGAACGCCCGAAUUAUCGUAGCGGCUUAAAUCUUCUGCUGUGCUAUCAUGCAUUGACUCAACGUGAUAAAACUCGACGAGUGUUUACUGAUCUUCUAAAAAUACCUUUUCUCAGUUCAGAUGAAGAUUACCAGCCUUCAGUUGAUAAAGAGAAUAAACAAGCCAACCUGGUUCUUGAAGCGACAAGAGAUGAUCGGCUGAGGCAAUUCGAACGAAAACGUCGUCGCUUUGCUGAACAUGUCAUUGUCACCGCUGCGAAAAUAGUUGGCAACAAUUUCGAUGGAGAUUUCGUUGGUGGUUAUGAAUGGUGUAUCGAUCAAGUACGCAAUUCGACCUAUCUCGAAUUAGCAAGUGGUCUGGAGAUCCAGAAAGCAAUUGCUUAUUUACGAGAAAACAAUUUUGCCAAAGCCAUUUCAACAUUGAAAGAAUUCGAAAAAGCUGAAGCAAAAUUAGCCAGUGCAGCGGCAACGAAUUUAUCAUUUUUGUACUUUUUGGAAAAGGAUCUGAAUAAUGCACACAAAUAUGCUGAUUUAGCUUUAAAAACUGACAAAUUCAAUCCAGCUUCAUUGACGAAUAAAGGCAAUUGCUGCUUUGCUCAAGAGGACUAUGACAAAGCACGGUAUUAUUAUGAAGAAGCAUUGAAUAUUGAUGCCGGCUCUGUAGAAGCUCUUCAUAAUCUCAUUUUAACAUUGCAGAAAUCAAAUCAGUACCAACGCGUUAAAGAUCUUCUCCAUAAGUACGAAAGCAUUCAACCGGCCAAUGCUCAAGUAUUUUGUCUUAUGGGAGAAGUUUUGCAACAAACGAACGAUUCCGAACAUGCGAAAAGCUGGUAUUUACAAGCGCUAAGUAAAUAUCGAACCGACGGUCAUCUACACCGACGAAUCGGCGAAGUUAUAGACAUGCAAGGAGAUAAAUCAGAGGCGCUACAGUACUAUUUCGACGCUUUUCGACAUAAUCCAUGUGACAUCGAAACGUUAGAAUGGCUUGCAUCUUAUUACCUGGAAACACAGUAUCCAGAUAAAGCUGUCGAAUUCUGUGCACAAGCUGCAUUAGUCAAGCCUGGAGAAAUCAAAUGGCAUUUAAUGGUCGCUUCAUGUUAUCGCCGUCAUGGUGAUUAUACAGCUGCUCUAGAGAAAUAUAAAUGGAUUCAUAUUCAUUUUCCUGAUGACAUCGACUUGCGAACAAAUGUAGUUAAUGUAUUCAAUUUAAUGACAGGAAAAGUACCAGAUGAAAGAAGUUUUAUAUCUUACAAGAUGCAAUUAGCUUUACUUAGCCGAAUUUCAACGGAUCUUGGUCUUCCUGAACGUGAAAACUAUGAAAUGGAGUUGAAAAAAGCGAAUAAAAUCAAAGAAAUCAAACUUCAACGACAAACAAGUGCAGAUAAAAGUCGUGGAAUUGUCAAAGGUCGAAAGGUCUCUCACGCUGAUCAAGAUGUUUCUCAAUUCAGAGGUGAUGAUACUCGACAAUCGAGCGGUCGUAAACGAACACCAAUUGAUCUGAGCAAUACGGAGGGUGUUUUCUCUCGCCCAGAACCAGCUUCGAUUCAACCGUUUGUUGAUGAAUUUCCUCAAGAUAUGGCCGAUGGACGGCCGAAAACAGCUAUACGACGAAAAGAAUUAAAUAAAGCUCUAUUCGAUGACAACGAUGACGCCGCUGAACUUUUACCUGACUGA